AUAUUUCCAAAACUAAAUCAAGGUCUCGACCUGCACGAUAUCAUACAUAUUGACAGCUUGAUACGUCCAGGCCUUUGGGGAUAUCGAAGACAUUGAACGUAAGGACUAAGGAGAUGACCACCGUCCAGAACCGACAGAAAGCUGUGCCCGCAUGGGCCCGUUUCUAUUUCUAUGGGAUGCAUGGCCUUCUGGAUGAAAUCGUGUUCACAGCUCUCUUCGAUAUGGUGUUCGAACCCAGCGGGAACAGGUCAUUAAAAGGUCAUUCCAGCAUAUUCUCAUUCUUCAUCUACGGUAGCUGUUCAUUCCUUGUUGAGCAGUUGUACGUGUUUUUGUACCUGAAGCAUGGCGUGCCAAGGUACAUCCGGUUGGUCCUUUACCUUUGUAUACUUUACACCUGGGAGUUUUCUACGGGUCUCCUACUCCGACAGUUCGGAGCUUGUUCCUGGGACUACAGUCACUACACGUAUAACCUUAUGGGACUUAUUACAUUGGAGUAUGCUCCAGGCUGGCUAAUUCUAUGCUUCUUGCAGGACGUGUUUGCCGACUUUUUGCUCUGUCUAUCCAUUAACAUCAAGGCAGACGCCGACAAUAAGGGAAAGAAGAGCAGUUGAUGGUACCGACCGAGUUUGCUAUCAUUUUUGUGGUCGAAACGACGGAAACAGAUUUGUAUUUUACAUUGUAUCAUUAAUUUGUACGUUACGGGGAAUAAUAAUUCUUUUUUUUAUUGGCAAUGAUUUAUGUUGAAGUGGAUUUUUCGAAAAUUAUGCUUGUCUCUAAAAAACAAUUAUGUGGUUUGCACCUGUCAAAGGUACAGCUCAAAGUUUUUCUUUCGGAUGGUUAUUAUAAAGCAACCAUUUCAUACGAAAAUAAACUGUUGGUUUUUACACAGAAAGACCCAAUAUUUCAAACUGGUCCGAUGCCUUUACAUGUGUGUUGGUUGAACCGUUCCAAUCACGAAAAUGAAAGCAUCACGUGAACCUUAGAUUAGUGAACGUGUGCGACGGUUUGGUUGUGCAGUAGAUAUAAUAGUUGUGUGAAUUGUAAGCAAUAUAUUCUUUUAUAAGUGAUAUUUAUAGUAAAUGAUUGAUAAAAACUACGUCACUAUACCCCGCAGAUUGAGUGUAUACUGCACGUGUAAAAUAUGCAAAUCAUUUUAUGCAAUAAUUGUUUGUGAUAUAUUUAGAUUCGAUACCGACGUCAUGCUAUAUUUUUUUGUUUACUUAUGUAUGUCACAUAGACGCGCUGUAUAUUGUUUUGUUUAUGUAUGUCACAUAGACGCGCUGUAUAUUGUUUUGUUUAUGUAUGUCACAUAGACGCGCUGUAUAUUGUUUUGUUUAUGUAUGUCACAUAG
Messenger RNA from Pecten maximus, 1351 nucleotides. Its product is annotated as transmembrane protein 229A-like. Lineage: Eukaryota; Metazoa; Mollusca; Bivalvia; Pectinida; Pectinidae. The record is from RefSeq and is a predicted model, not a curated record. The coding region runs from base 114 to 611 and encodes 165 amino acids. The transcript has 2 exons.